Molecule: messenger RNA, 4896 nt
Organism: Symbiodinium sp. CCMP2592
Lineage: Eukaryota; Dinophyceae; Suessiales; Symbiodiniaceae
Source: the annotation of a GenBank genome assembly
AUGGAGAUUGCGCUGGAAGAACUCAUGUUGGAGGAAGAGGACAAAAAUACUCAUGUCAUAGCCAAGAAAAGGAGAUUGAUGCCUGGAGCCAACACUCAUGCUCUGGACUGCAAAAAUAUGUUUGCGAGAUCCCUGGACAUUAUCAAGAGUACCCUUGAUACAUAUGGAGCAGAUGUUUGUCUGCAGCCUAACACCAUGAUGCAGAACACGACGAACAUGAUAAGCUCCCUCCAGGCAAAGUACCCCUGGAUGUCGGACCAACUGAGACGUCUGAUCAUGAUGGCCGUUCACAUGGCCACUGGCAAAAUCGGUGAUAAGCCUAUGUUGCCAGACGCCGCGGCCAUUACCUGGAUGGUAGAAGGUGACUGUCACAUGCGUGUCCACAAAGGUUUCCUUUUCAUCUGCGAUGACGAUGGAAUAUUCCGACGCAUGAAGCCCGAAAUCAAUCGAGAUGCAGUUUCGGUUGCUAACGCCAUCGCCGCGGACAUGCAGAUCUUUGAGAAGUUCGCGGUCGCGAUCAAUCCGGACAAGAUGCACGUGAAUCGUGGUGGCGUUGGACAGAGUUUAUAUUCUCUCCACCUCUCCGAAAUGUACAAGCACAAUCACAGCUAUUUCGACCCGAACAUUUGGCACCUCGACGAAGAACUACGAAAACAAGUUGAAUCGUUCGCGAAGUGCUUCGUCCUGACGGGUCAAGAAGCUCCGGAAACGAAUCGCAAGAUGCACAUCGACCUGUACAAAAAGACAAUUUCAGGCGAUGGCAUUAUGGGCAGAAAGCCCUAUGGAUACAGCACUCGCAUGUUCCAAAUGAUUGGGUGGACAAGGCUGGAGGUGAACAGGGUCAUGGCUUUCCUCGGUGUGACCAAUGGCAAUUUCAACUCCAUGUUCAGACGCUCCUUCGUGUGGAAAGCCAAGGCCCGCUUCGUCCAUGGCAAGUUUCUGCGACAUUAUCCAGAUCAUGAGAAGGACGGUAUUGUCGAAGCUGAUCCCAGCCUCAGCAAGUUUCUGUCCACAUCACAAGCCUCUAUUGCGGGAUUGAAGUUGCAGUGGGCCUUCGAGGUGGAUCACAGUAUGGAAGACUGCUACCAACUCAUCGAAGACUACUGCAAUGGAGGCGACGGUCGUUUGACCGAAGACAUCAUGAGAGAUGCAUGCGGACUGCCUGUACGAGUUCGUCAGGAGCAAGAGGAAGAAGGUCUGGGCAAUGUCAUGGCGGCAGGCAAAGACAGUGCGGACGAACGUGACGAGAAAGACCAGGAAUGGACCAACUUAAGAAACUAUCUCACCACGUACAUGCUGGAGAAAGAGUUGGACGUCAUGACGUUCCACGAGUUCAAGAAGAUGAACUUCAAGCCAGACCAACACCCGAAUCUGGCCAAGGGAGUCAUGUGGGAUCAACUUGAGGAGAAGGGCAUCGUUCGCAAGGCUCUUAGUAGACAGAAAACCGGCAAAGAAAAGCCUGGCGCAUGUAUCCCCAAAAUGACCUUCAGCAGAUCUCAUGCUGAUAUUUGCCCACAGGCUGCGUUGGACGAUGUUCGAACGCAAUUCCAGGAGGAGCAAGACAUUGGAUUGGUAAAAAAGUAUGCCUACAGCUGCCGUGGUCGAAGCAUGAACGUGGACACCAUGAUGGCAUUCUACAAGGCAAUGAUCCCCGCCUCCAAGAAAGGACGCCGCACAGCAGAAGCAGAAGAAAUCAUGCAUAAGUACCAAUCUCUCAUCCGGAAGCUCGAAGAUCACGAAAACUGCCUUCAGCAGGUUGUAUCAACAAAGCAUGGAAGACGCUUGCGAGGCAAAAAGUCGGUGGAGGAGGACGACCAUGCGUCGGUCGAUCAUGUCUCGCUGGAUGGAAAAAGUUGGACUUCUCUGAAACACAGCCGCACCGUAUCGUAUGGGUAUUCUGACAAGGUACAGUACACGGUGCGAGCACGCCGCUACACCAACAAUGGUGGAGUGCAGUCCAUGUCCCGUCGACUGCAAUCUCACGUUGUAGACGGUCAUACAGUCGAUUUGGAUAUUCAGAACUGUUGUCUUACAUUGUUGCAGCAGAUCAUUGCUAAGGUGGAGCCACAGCCAUCCAUGCCUGACAAUCUUGUGAAACUUCUGGAUCGGUUGGCGAAUAAUCGAACAGCUGUGCUGAAUCAGCUCGGGCUUCAUAUCGUGGAGGGCAACGAGAUGAUCAUCACUGUUCUAAACAGUGGCAACCCAUUUCCAUCAUUGAAAAACAAUGAGAUUGUCUAUGGUCUACAAAAUCACAUUGGGACGUCGCAGGAUGACUUCAUCAAGGAUUGUGAGAAUGCAAUCAGAAUGCGGACUGGCUUCAUGGUGAAGAUUGUGGAGAAAAAGCAUUUUUCCUUCAUCGACUUGGUAAAGAACAGAGGUGUUCAUGCCAAUUCAGUUACGAAUGUACCUGCUCUUCUAUUGCAACCUGGCAACUGCAUACCCUGUGCCGUCUGGCACAUGAUGCCACUUCUUAGACCGGCUGUGGUCGCUGCGAUGUCAAACGAGACAUUGGACAAGAACAUUGAUGGCAAGAAAAUGAAAUACAGAGAUUACCGUUCUGUAGCAUCCAUGUGUUCAAUUGAUCUCGCCAGCUGUGUUGGUCUGCCGGAGUCGCAUGUGAAAUCCUUCGUUAUACAUUACGAAGGACAGGGCGUCCCACACUGUUUGGCUGUCAGAGUCGAUGCUGCUGGGAAAGACGUUACAAUCCUGGAUGGGGCCACGGUGUACAAGCUCAACAUGGCAACGCUUCGAGAAAUCCAUUCUGCAGCCGUGGAUCACGCCACCAUGCUGUCGUAUUGGAAACCAGAUCCCCGCGACAAUAUCGAUGACAAAUCCGCAUUGUUGCUGGAUAUGGUUGCAGGUGCACGUGAGGCUCCAAAUGAUUCCGAAGAAGAUACUUGUGAUGUGGUCGACGCCUCCGCUGCAUCCGGCAUCAACAGGAUAUCGUUCGAUGAAGACAAUGUGCCGGUUUUCAGCGACAACAUCAUGAACCGCUUGUGUGAGGAAGCAGACUUCGUCAUGAAAGAUCUCUAUAGAAUUUCAGAAAGAUGUGAGGGCAGAAGAAGGUGUCCUCCGUGUCCAUUCAGGUCUUUCUUUCAACUUCGGCUGUUGAGAACGCACAUCGCGAAACAUCAUACCAGAAAGGAUCAGUACGUGUGCUCCGGCACGAAACAGAUCAAGAUUAUAUUGGCUCUUUAUGAUCACGCAGCUUCUUCGCAAACUACAUCUUCGAACAUGUUGCAGGAGAGUGCUGGUAUUCUCAGAUCAAUGAUCCAGCCAUCACUGUCAUUUACACAAAAUCACAUCGACAAACAAAUUCGGUUGAUAUUCGAUGCCACCGGGCCACAGUACGUCAAUGUCACCAGUCUUGGCCAAAGUGUGCAAGUCAGACGAGUCCGGAACUUGUACUACACACGCUCCUUUGCAGAUCUCCUUCUACGAGAAAUGGUGUUGAAUCAUGCACAAGUUCGAACGGUGUCUACGGGAUGUCAUAUGUUCGCCUUCGAAUCCAACAACAAGCUGGCUAGCUUACUACCACGACGUUCUCAGCAUUGGAUGCCUAUGCUUGAAGACAUCGCAACAUCUCCUGCGUUCCUUGGUAAGAUGGAGAGCAUGAGCAAUGUCCUUAUGCAACAAUAUGAAUGGCAUCAUAUCAGCAUGGACGCCACUCUGAAACUGUGCAUGAAGCUGAUGGGCCAAGCCUCCUACAGAUCGCCGAAGGCUGUGCGGGACGAAGCGCCCUUUGGAGACGAUGUGGCGUGGCGGAGACUGCUGACCGUUCGCGGUCGCACGGGUGCAGUCCUCUUGAUGCAUCCACUUCAAAACGAAUCGUCAGAGCAGCUUGUGGAGGCACUAAGCCAGAACUUCUCCACAGAGCAGCUUCAGGCGGUGGUGCACAUUGGCACGGACAGCCCAUCCGAGAAACUCUUCGGUCAGUUGCAGAGCAUAUGCCCAUGUAUGAAAUCUCUGAUUCUCGAUCCCAUUCACCUGGCUGUUGUUUAUGAGUACGGAUUUUGGAACAAGAAGAGUCCUGGAUCUAAACAGCUUCGUCGCAUACUGAAGAAAUGUACUGCCGUGGAUGACGAUCUGGGUCGUGAUUACUGGGGUCCAUUCUACGAUGGCAGGAACCCCAAUCCGUCGAACGAAGCUGAGAUAAAGUACAGGGAUAUGAUUUCGAAUUCAUCCAUGACUCCAUCUGAGAGCAAGAACAUCCUGGACAAGCUGGACAUGCAGGUACCGUUCUCGGACCGCCUGGAGUUCAUCAAGGCACUGGCUGCACUAUGCCAACGAUAUCCCAGUGAAGUCAACAAAAAGAUUGCAGGUGCCAACAAGCAGAUCAAUAAGAUUCUAUGGUCUGCAUGCUCGCCCGAUCGCUUGGAGUGGAUGAUGGACAACUUGCAUGUAAGACACGCCAUUCAACCUUCGUAUCGAUGGUUCCUGCCAAGCGGGACGUCGAGUAACGAAGCUCUCCAUGCCGAAGUGAAUUCCUGGACUCGAAGCAUCACUGCGAUGCAUCGCUCUACUUUGGCUAUGAAGCUAAUGUACUUCAGAUACAUUAAGUUACUGUUGCACUAUCUAUCUGUCCAGUAUCCUCUAUCGCAUGUGGUGAGUGCUAGUAUGCUGCUAAGCAGAUCCCUGCACUCAUCGCUGUGGUACGGUGAUGACUGGACCGUGUGGUGCCCUGAACAAUCGUCAGAGACAGUGCCCAAAAAGGCCACACUUCCUUUGUCCUCUGCCAACCGGCAUGAGGCGAAACUGGUUCGGCAAUACAUACAGAAGAAACCUGCUUGUAAAGGACGCAAGAACCACAUCGUCAAGAGACGUAUCACGCCACUAUCCGUUAAACGGAUGCACACACUGCGAAGUGCAGGCGUAAAGGCACACCGACGCGAUUGA